CGGACAGUCCGGCUCUCCGCACGCCUGCCGCCGAGCCGCUGAGCGGAACCCAGCGCGGGGAGUCCGGAGGAGGAAGAGGAUGGCAGGGCCGCGCCCCAGCCCAUGGGCCAGGAUGCUGCUGGCAGCCUUGCUGAGCGCCAGCUUCUCCGGGGACAUGGCCAACCGCUGCAAGAAGGCCCAGGUGAGAAGCUGCACCGAGUGCAUCCGAGUGGACAAGAGCUGCGCCUACUGCACCGACGAGACGUUCCUUGAGCGGCGCUGCAACACCCAGGCAGAGCUGCUGGCCGCGGGCUGCCGGCUGGAGAGCGUGGUGGUCAUGGAGAGCAGCUUCGAGAUCACAGAGGAGACCGAGAUCGACACCACCCUGCAUCGCAGCCAGGUGUCCCCUCAGGCACUGCGGGUCCGCCUACGGCCCGGCGAGGAGCAGCAGUUCGAGCUGAAGGUGUUUGAGCCGCUGGAGAGCCCCGUGGACCUGUACAUCCUUAUGGACUUCUCCAACUCCAUGUCGGACGAUCUGAACAACCUCAAACAGAUGGGAGAGCACCUGGCCGCGGUCCUAAGGAGCCUCACCAGAGACUACACGAUUGGAUUUGGCAAGUUUGUGGACAAAGUCAGCGUCCCCCAGACGGACAUGAGGCCGGAGAAGCUGAAGGAGCCCUGGCCCAACAGCGACCCCCCCUUCUCCUUCAAGAAUGUCAUCAGACUGACCCAAGAUGUGGAUGAGUUUCGGAAUAAACUUCAGGGAGAGCGGAUCUCAGGCAACCUGGAUGCCCCCGAAGGUGGCUUUGAUGCCAUCCUGCAGACGGCCGUGUGCACAAAGGACAUCGGCUGGCGCCCGGACAGCACCCACCUGCUGGUGUUCUCCACCGAGUCGGCCUUCCACUACGAAGCCGACGGCGCCAACGUGCUGGCGGGCAUCCUGCAGCGAAACGACGAGGAGUGCCACCUGGACGCCACGGGCACCUACACCCACUACAAGAGGCAGGACUACCCGUCCGUGCCCACGCUGGUGCGCCUGUUGGGCAAGCACAACAUCAUCCCCAUCUUCGCCGUCACCAACUACUCCUACAGCUACUACGAGAAGCUGCACACGUACUUCCCCGUGUCCUCCCUGGGCGUGCUGCAGGAAGACUCGUCCAACAUCGUGGAGCUUCUGCGGCAGGCCUUCGACAACAUUCGCUCCAACCUGGACAUCCGGGCCCUGGACAUCCCCCGCGGCCUGCGGACGGAGGUCACUAGUAAGAUCCCGAAGACGAAGUCUGGCUCCUUCCACAUCCAGCGAGGAGAAGUGGGCACCUACCACGUUCAGCUCCGGGCCAUCGAGGACGUGAAUGGGAUGCAUGUGUGCCAGCUGCCAGAAAAUGACAAGAAGGGCCACAUCCACCUGAAGCCUUCCUUCUCUGAUGGCCUCAGGAUGGACGCAGAAAUCAUCUGUGACGUGUGCGCCUGUGAGCUGCAAAAAGAGGUGGCGUCGCCUUACUGCAGCGGCAACGGAGACUUCAUGUGCGGACACUGUGUGUGCUACGAGGGCUGGAGCGGCAGUACCUGCAGCUGCUCCACAGGCUCCCUGAGCGACACGCAGCCCUGCCUGCGGGAGGGAGAGAACAAGACGUGCUCCGGGCACGGCGAGUGCCAGUGCGGCCGCUGCGUGUGCUAUGGGGACGGCCGCUACGAGGGCCACUUCUGCGAGUUUGACAACUUCCAGUGUCCACGCACCUCCGGGGUCCUCUGCAACGACCGGGGGCGCUGCUCCAUGGGCCAGUGUGUGUGUGAGCCUGGCUGGACGGGCCCGGGCUGCGACUGUCCUCUCAGCAAUGCCACCUGCAUCGACAGCAAUGGGGGCAUCUGUAACGGGCGCGGCCACUGCGAGUGCGGCCGCUGCCACUGCAACCAGCAGUCCGUCUACACAGACAGCAUCUGCGAGAUCAACUACUCGGCGGUCCGGCUGGGGCUCUGCGAGGACCUGCGGUCCUGCGUGCAGUGCCAGGCCUGGGGCACCGGCGAGAAGAAGGGGCGCAUGUGCGAGGAUUGCCGCUUCAAGGUCAAGAUGGUGGACGAGCUUAAGAAAGCGGAGGAGGUGGUGGAGUACUGCUCCUUCCGGGACGAGGAUGACGACUGCAACUACAGCUACACCGUGGAGGGUGAUGGCAGCCCCGGGCCCAACAGCACCGUCCUGGUGCACAAGAAGAAGGACUGCCCUCCCAGAUCCUUCUGGUGGCUCAUCCCCCUGCUCAUCUUCCUUCUCCUGCUCCUGGCACUGCUGCUGCUGCUCUGCUGGAAGUACUGUGCCUGCUGCAAGGCCUGCCUGGCGCUUCUCCCGUGCUGCAACCGAGGUCACAUGGUGGGCUUCAAGGAAGACCACUACAUGCUGCGCGAGAACCUGAUGGCCUCGGACCACCUGGACACGCCCAUGCUGCGCAGCGGGAACUUCAAGGGGAUUGACAGGGUGCGCUGGAAGGUCACCAACAACGUGCAGCGGCCUGGCUUUGCCACCCACACCGCCAGCACCAACCCCACGGAGCUGGUGCCCUACGGUCUGUCCCUGCGCCUCGCCCGCCUUUGCACCGAGAACCUGCUGAAGCCAGAAACUCGGGAGUGUGACCAGCUGCGUCAGGAGGUGGAGGAGAACCUGAACGAGGUGUACAGACAGAUCCCCGGCUCACACAAGCUCCAGCAGACGAAGUUCCGGCAGCAGCCCAACGCCGGGAAGAAGCAGGACCACACCAUCGUGGACACGGUGCUGAUGGCGCCCCGCUCAGCCAAGCAGUCCCUGCUGAAGCUGACGGAGAAGCACGUGGCCCAGGGGGCCUUCCAUGAGCUCAAGGUGGCCCCCGGUUACUACACCCUCACUGCGGACCAGGAUGCCCGGGGCAUGGUGGAGUUCCAGGAGGGCGUGGAGCUUGUGGACGUCCGGGUGCCCCUCUUCAUCCGGCCCGAGGACGACGAGCAGAAGCAGCUGAUGCUGGAGGCCAUCAACGUGCCCGUGGGCACUGCCACCCUCGGCCGUCGCCUGGUAAACAUCACCAUCAUCAAGGAGCAAGCCACCGGGACAGUGUCCUUUGAGCAGUCUGAGUACUUGGUCAGUGGUGGGGAGCCAGUGGCCCGCAUUCCCGUCGUCCGGCGCAUCCUGGACAACGGCAAGUCCCAGGUCACCUACCGCACACAGGACAACACGGCGCAGGGCAACCGGGACUACGUCCCCACGGAGGGCGAGCUGCUGUUCCAGCCGGGGGAGACCUGGAAGGAGCUGCAGGUGAAGCUCCUGGAGCUGCAGGAGAUGGACGCGCUCCUGCGGGGCCGCCAGGUCCGCCGCUUCCACGUCCAACUCAGCAACCCCAAGUUCGGGGCCCGCCUGGGCCAGCCCCACACAGCCACUGUCAUCAUCGGGGACCGAGAUGACCUGGAGCAGAACUUCAAGGGCCAGACCCUGUCAAGACUCCCAGGCCCUCACAGUGACCUGGGUGCCCCACAGAACCCCAAUGCCAAAGCUGCUGGGUCCCGGAAGAUCCACUUCAACUGGCUGCCGCCUUCUGGCACACCAACAGGGUACAGGGUGAAGUACUGGAUCCAGGGCGACUCGGAGGCCGAGGCCCACCUGCUGGACAGUAAGGUGCCCUCAGUGGAGCUCACCAACUUGUACCCGUACUGCGACUACGAGAUGAAAGUGUGCGCCUACGGGGCGCAGGGCGAGGGCCCCUACAGCUCCCUGGUGUCCUGCCGCACCCACCAGGAAGUGCCCAGUGAGCCGGGACGUCUGGCUUUCAACGUCGUCUCCUCCACUGUGACCCAGCUGAGCUGGGCUGAGCCAGCCGAGACCAACGGCGAGAUCACGGCCUAUGAGGUCUGCUACGGCCUGGUCAAUGAGGAUAACCGACCCAUCGGGCCCAUGAAGAAGGUGCUGGUGGACAGCCCCAAGAAGCGGAUGCUGCUCAUCGAGAACCUGAGGGAGUCGCAGCCGUACCGCUACACGGUGAAGGCGCGCAACGGGGCCGGCUGGGGGCCCGAGCGCGAGGCCAUCAUCAACCUGGCCACCCAGCCCAAGCGGCCCAUGUCCAUCCCCAUCAUCCCUGACAUCCCCAUUGUGGACGCCCAGAGUGGGGGCGACUACGAAAGCUUCCUCAUGUACAGCGAUGACGUUCUACGCUCCCCGGCCGGCAGCCAGAGGCCCAGUGUCUCUGAUGACACAGAUCACCUGGUGAACGGGCGGAUGGACUUUGCCUUCCCGGGCAGUGCCAACUCCCUGCACAGGAUGACCAUGGCCAACGCCGCCUACGGCACCCACCUGAGCCCGCAGCUGUCGCAUCGGAUGCUGAGCACGUCCUCCACCCUCACGAGAGACUACCACUCGCUGACCCGCACGGAGCACUCUGGCACUGGCACGCUGCCCAGAGACUACUCCACCCUGACCUCCCUCUCCUCGCACAGCCUCCCUCCCAUCUGGGAAGACGGGAGGAGCAGGCUUCCGCUGUCCUGGACCUUGGGGUCCUGGAGUCGGGCUCAGAGGAAGGGGGCGCCCCCCUCCAGGGACUCGCCAGACUCUAUAAUCCUGGCCGGGCAGCCAGCAGCGCCCUCCUGGGGCCCAGGCUCCCGCUUGGCUGCCGGUGUGCCCAACACGCCCACUCGCCUGGUGUUCUCAGCCCUGGGGCCCACGUCUCUGAAAGUGAGCUGGCAGGAGCCGCAGUGUGAGCAGGCGCUGCAGGGCUACAGCGUGGAGUACCAGCUGCUGAACGGCGGCGAGCUGCAUCGGCUCAACAUCCCCAACCCCACCCAGACGUCCGUGGUGGUGGAAGACCUUCUGCCCAACCACUCCUACGUGUUCCGCGUGAGGGCCCAGAGCCAGGACGGCUGGGGCCCGGAGCGCGAGGGCGUCAUCACCAUCGAGUCCCAGGUGCACCCUCAGAGCCCACUCUGCCCCCUGCCAGGCUCCGCCUUCACUCUGAGCACGCCCAGCGCCCCAGGCCCGCUGGUGUUCACCGCCCUGAGCCCAGAUUCCCUGCAGCUGAGCUGGGAGCGGCCCCGCAGGCCUGAUGGCGACAUCCUGGGCUACCUGGUGACCUGCGAGAUGGCCCACGGAGGAGAGCCAGCCACCACGUUCCUGGUGGACGGCGACAGCCCCGAGAGCAGGCUGACGGUACCCGGCCUCAGCGAGAACGUGCCCUACAAGUUCAAGGUGCAGGCCAAGACCACCCAAGGCUUUGGGCCAGAGCGCGAGGGGAUCAUCACCAUCGAGUCCCAGGAUGGAGGCCCCUUCCCACAGCUGGGAGGCCACGCCGGGCUCUACCAGCACCCACUGGCCGGCGAGUACAGCAGCAUCACCCACACCAGCACCACCGAGCCCUUUCUCCUGGAUGGACUAGUCCUGGGGCCCCAGCGCCUGGAAGCAAGUGGCUCCCUCACCCGGCACGUGACCCAGGAGUUUGUGAGCCGCACGCUGACCACCAGUGGGACCCUCAGCACCCAGGUGGACCAACAGUUCUUCCAGACCUGAGCUCCCACCCCCACCUGGCUGUUCUAGAACCCGGGCCCCCGCUGCCCUCUCCCCUCACCUCAGCUACACCGUUCUUGGACCCCUGGCGGCCCCACCCACCUGCAUGUUGAUCGCCGGCCCGUGCCUCUGGGGGUAGAUGUCCUCUGGGAAGCAGGAAGGGGACCUUUCGGCUGCCCCCACCCACCCCACCCAAGCACGUUUGUAACCAAAGA
This is a messenger RNA of Pteronotus mesoamericanus, 5700 nucleotides long. RefSeq names its product integrin subunit beta 4 (gene ITGB4). Bases 80 to 5488 code for a protein of 1802 amino acids. Gene Ontology annotation, biological process: hemidesmosome assembly; cell-matrix adhesion; cell adhesion mediated by integrin. Gene Ontology annotation, molecular function: integrin binding. Gene Ontology annotation, cellular component: cell surface; membrane; integrin complex. The record is from RefSeq and is a predicted model, not a curated record. The transcript has 40 exons. Lineage: Eukaryota; Metazoa; Chordata; Mammalia; Chiroptera; Mormoopidae.